Molecule: messenger RNA, 303 nt
Organism: Aplosporella prunicola CBS 121167
Lineage: Eukaryota; Fungi; Ascomycota; Dothideomycetes; Botryosphaeriales; Aplosporellaceae
Exons: 3
Coding region: 1-303 (100 amino acids)
Source: RefSeq, a predicted model, not a curated record
AUGAAGACCGCUACUCUCGCCCUUGUCACCUUCCUCGCCGCCACUGGCCUCGCCUCCCCCCGUUACCAGAAGCAAAUGCCAUGGUCCUCGGUCUCUCCUUUCGAUGACGAUUCGAACAAGAUCUGCUGGGCCAUCUGCGCCAAUAAGGACAUAAAGUGCCCGGAGGGUUGGGACGCGACUGGAUUCGGCGAAUGCUACACCUGCUGCAAGACGGUCGGGGACAAUUCAAAGGCCAAGAACAUUCUCUGUAAGUUUCUCAUCCCUGCCAUGAAUUUUGCGAGGCUGUGGCGCUACACCGCUUAG